Messenger RNA from Archocentrus centrarchus (flier cichlid), 1045 nucleotides. RefSeq names its product cornifelin homolog B-like. The record is from RefSeq and is a predicted model, not a curated record. The transcript is spliced from 4 exons. Lineage: Eukaryota; Metazoa; Chordata; Actinopteri; Cichliformes; Cichlidae. Bases 255 to 641 code for a protein of 128 amino acids.
GCGCGAAGUCCGGAAUACCGUUUGCUCGUCUGCCUUCACACACACGUUUAGGCAAUUUCAAGGCCACAUGAAGUUUGGUGGGCCGUGGCGACUGACUGCAGAAACUUUGUGUCCUGACUUCUGAUCUAGAAAUUGAAUUGCACCACCUAGUGCGCAUGUAUGUGUUCCCUCCCCUCCCUGAUUUGUAGUUAAACGCUGCGCCUUCCGCUUUGUCUUACUUUUCUCUUGAAAGCUUGAAGAACCAGAGAAAAGGCAUGGCUUUCCUACAGGAGUCCACCCAGGUGAUGAGAGACACCAUGUGUGAGCAGUGGACCACUGACCUCUAUGAUUGCACCUCUGAUAUGAAGUCCUGUUGCUGCACCCUUUGGUGUUUCCCCUGCAUGCAGUGUCAGACAGCCAGUAAACACGGAUGGUGCUGUGCCCUGCUACUCCUGGAUGUUUGCUGUGGUGUGGUGUCCUGCUUUCUCCGCAAGUCCAUCAGAGAGCGUUACAACAUCCCUGGCUCAUUCUGUGAUGACUGCUGCAAAAUAUGUUGGUGUUACCCGUGUGUUUGGCACCAGAUGCAUCAUGAGCUGAAUAUCAGGGAAAACUUGCAGCCCACCACCUCGAUGAUGUUCACCACACAGGUCAUCCAUGAAUAAGAUACAACCAUUUUUGCUGUGGGUUGAGGGCAUAUACCAUGAUUUCUUAAUAAAACUUGUCAUAAUUUUGUAAUAAUACAACAUGCAUGAAAAGAUUAGUUCUGUUUCUCUUAUGUUAAAGACAAACAAAGUAGCGUAGCACCUUGUCUGCUUUCUUUUUCACAGCUCAGUGCUGAGCACUGUGCAGUAUGAUGCAGUGCUCUGCAGUAUGUAACACCCAUGUUAGCUGUUUUAUAGACUUCAGCUUUAAAGCCAGAUGUUUUAAGUUUCACUGUCGUAUCUUUGUGCUGGAUGUUAUCUCAGGUAUAGGUUUAAUCUUAACAUCGUUCUGUUUCAAAUUACAUGACUGCUGUUAUUGUAAUCGUCACCUGACAUGAGUUUAACAUAUGUUUAAAUAAAAACUA